CGCUUUGAUUUCCUCCAUGUGAAGACAGAAGAAGGUGAAAUUUUAAACGGGAAAACACAUCCGAGGAACAUCAAGGCAAAAAUGUUCAAACUUGAAGGACUCGGGCCUAAAAUGGACCCAGAGGAGAUGAAGAAGAAAAUGCGAGAAGAUGUGAUCUCAUCGUUACGGAAUUUCCUUAUUUACGUCGCUCUGCUCAGAGUCACCCCGUAUGUGUUGAAGAAACUGGACAGCAUAUGAGUGGAGUUCCACAGCCCCUGCCUCCAUCCACAGAGUUUCAUCCUUCAGAGGCGGCGAGGACCUCCCCAUGAAGCCAGCUCGGCCUGUUCAAGAAUCACUCUGGAAAACCAGUGUUUUUCCCUGGCUUCAUCAGAAACUCUUGCUGUUCUCAUGCUAAUAUUGUGAACUUUGGUCUUCUUUUUUAUGUUUAAACAGUGUGUAACAUCUGUGUUUUUGUUAUGGUUAGAAUUAUAAACUGUAUUCAUGCUGUUAGAUUGAAAGCAUCAAGUUAAUUCUCAGUUUUUGUUAUCCACAGUUUUAACUGUUAUCUGCAAUAGAUGCAUUAUUGGAGUAAUUGAGAAUAAUGUACAGUAAAGAUAUGCAGACACAUAAUUAGCAGAUAUGAAAUAUUAAAAACAAUGAUUCAC
Cyprinodon variegatus (sheepshead minnow) is the source of this 644-nucleotide messenger RNA. RefSeq names its product translocase of outer mitochondrial membrane 5 homolog (yeast) (gene tomm5). The transcript is spliced from 2 exons. The record is from RefSeq and is a predicted model, not a curated record. Lineage: Eukaryota; Metazoa; Chordata; Actinopteri; Cyprinodontiformes; Cyprinodontidae. Gene Ontology annotation, cellular component: mitochondrial outer membrane translocase complex. Bases 82 to 237 code for a protein of 51 amino acids.